CAAAAAAAAUGCAGUACCCCAAACCGCAACAGAAAGGAACUGUAAAAAAAAAAACUGCAACACAUUGAUCACAGAAAAGAGACAGAAACUCAAAAAUGGAAGACGACGCACAGCAGCAGCAAGAGCAAGAACAAGCGCAAAGACAAGGAGGAAAGGCAAUGGUAAUGUUGAUAAGCGGAACAUUAGUAUACUACCACUGUUCCUUCCGCAACUCCAGUUUUCUCUCUCUUCUCUCCGACGUCUUCCUCGUCAUCCUCUGCUCUCUUGCCAUCCUCGGUCUCCUCUUCCGUCACUUUAACAUUUCGGCACCUGUGGAUCCAUUAGAAUGGCAGAUUUCACAAGAUACUGCUAACAACAUUUUCGCCUGUUUGGCUAAUACUGUUGGAGCUGCUGAGUCUGUUCUUCGAGUUGCGGCUACCGGUCACGAUAAGAGGCUCUUUGUUAGGGUUGUUAUCUGCCUCUAUUUGCUGUCUGUUCUUGGAAGGAUCGUCUCUGGGGUGACAGUUGCUUAUGCUGGUUUGUGCUUAAUUUGUCUCUACAUGUUUGUGGAGAGCUCACUGCCACUCAGUAGUCGACUAUCUCAGUAUUUAGCAAGAAGAGAGAAUGCAGUAGAAGCACAAGAUUAAUGUACACAGCAGUCAUCGUGCCCUCUGCCAUACUUGUACAUGAAAAUCAAAUUAGUUGUAGCGUCUACUCGUGUUUUGUAGCUAUCAUUUAAUUUUAGAUGUAUGUGUUUCAAUUUGAUAUACGAUAGUCAUUGGUAAAUUGAACAGAUUUAUGAGAAAACAAAUCAACGAGUGUUGUUACAUGGUCUCAAGAAGCUUGCGCUGAAUUGUAAUUUUUGGAGGAGUUUGUGGA
Messenger RNA from Spinacia oleracea (spinach), 858 nucleotides. RefSeq names its product reticulon-like protein B23. The transcript is spliced from 4 exons. The record is from RefSeq and is a predicted model, not a curated record. Lineage: Eukaryota; Viridiplantae; Streptophyta; Magnoliopsida; Caryophyllales; Amaranthaceae. The coding region runs from base 96 to 626 and encodes 176 amino acids.